Molecule: messenger RNA, 10306 nt
Organism: Colletes gigas
Lineage: Eukaryota; Metazoa; Arthropoda; Insecta; Hymenoptera; Colletidae
Gene: pps
Exons: 14
Coding region: 817-8193 (2458 amino acids)
Biological process (GO): DNA-templated transcription
Cellular component (GO): nucleus
Molecular function (GO): protein binding
Source: RefSeq, a predicted model, not a curated record
UUGCGACUCGACGCGUUGCGUUUAGCGCGUUGCAGCGCUACCGCCUUGCUCUUCUUACUGUUGCGCAACGAGAAGCGCGCAGCGUCUCAGUGUGUGCACAAAGGCACAAGUGCAUUCGUAACACGAUGUAUCGCUGAAAAAAGUUCAACUUUUCCGCGAGAUACGUUGUUCUCAUGAAGAUUUCGCGGAAGAAGUUAUAUAAAAACAAUCCCCCGCACGAAUAACUUUGUAACGGCGAAAACAACGACGGGUGAGCGAAAAUUUUCGGGAAACGUUACUUGGCUGACUCAAACAAAAUGGCGACUAUCGUCUUCUUGGCGGUACUGUUUACUUGACCGUGAACGUUAUGUUUCUCGCGAAGUGUGGUACAAGAGGUGUUGUGUAUUUAACUUUCAUACCGUCGAUUAAUAUCAAUUUAAUCACACGAUUUUAAUGGACCGCGUGACGUUUGUGAUCUUUUAAGUUUCCGUGAUCGUGCGCCCGUAUAAUAGGUAAUAUCGCGUCAAAUGUGCAUGAUGCACGAUGUAACACGUCCCCGUGCUUUAUCGUUUCGUUCGUUUCCAAUUUUUUGUGGAUUUUUCAAGGAAUGUUAAAGACUCGUAGUGUAUUACUUGUGUCGAUGUUCGAUCUGGAUUGUACCACGUAGCAGCAAAAUUUAAUUUCCAUCUAGCGAGGAGCGUGCCUAAUUAAUCGGAACUUUUGCCUAUCCAUUCCGGUACACUCGAUGCCCAUUAGAACGUCGGUUUUCCCUAGAAAGGGCAUUCAUAACCUUUCUUUCUUCUGGACACGUUCGACUCGGGACACGGGUUAAAAGAAAUGUCUAGCUCCUAUGUUAUCGAGCCGCAGGACAGCGGAUCGGAAAAGAAGGACGAUACAUUAAUUAUUGUUGUUAACGAUGAUGGUACCAUAUCCGUCGACCAAGAAACCUUGCAGAGUUUAAUCAUGAAUCAAUCUAACGCAAAUGUCAGCGUUGUUAGAGUAGGGCAAGCUGAGGCAGAUGCAGAAAACGGAGACAUAACGCUGACCGUCGACCCUCCGCCUUUUACACCUGCUCCGAUAAAUACUGGGACCACAGCCACGGACGCUACCAGCUUCGUCGAUCCUUUUAUGGAGAUGGAUCCGGAACAGUUGGAAAGAUUGGAGACUGCCUUACAGAGCGAGGAAGCGAAACAAAUUCUGGGAGAAAAUGUUACAGCGAUGCUUGAUAUGUUAACAGUGGAGGAACAACAGAACUGUAUAAGGUACAGUGUUGAAUUGGAUCAUUGCUAUACGAGCAGAUCGUCGCCCGCCGAUCCAAAGCCGAAGGACCCCUUACCUACUACCGAUUCACCUACAUCCGUUGAAACACCGCAAUUUACGCGUCAACAUUCGCCUGUUCAUGGAACGUCCAACACGACGUCACCUAGUACCGAACCAGAGAGCAUAGCUACACCAAAGGCGAAGGUUAUCACAAAAACUAGUAAACCAGUAGGUCGUCCGCGGAAGAAUAUCACACCAGGUUCCGUAGCUGUGUCUAAUAAUUCGAGAUCGUCCAUCAAUAUAAUGACUACACCUAAGUCUGUUGGGCAUCCGGCAUCGAGGAAUUUAGGUGGAGCGUUACACCAAGGAAUUGGAAAACACCAAGGUAGGUCCAACGACGAGGAUGAAGAAGGCCCGUCGUCGUCGUCUACCGAAUCGUCCGAAUCGGAACCGCCGUCGGACAACGAUUCAGACUUUGGACCGCGAGGCCCUAGAAGAGGUGGCGUCAGAGCCAGAGGUGGCAGAAAAGGUCUUACUACCAGAGGAGGCAGUAUGGCGGCUACUCGUAGGAGAGGUAAACAAAUGGACAUGGAGCAAGUUCGUCGACUGGACAUGGAAAUGGCCGCAGCUGUGAACGCUAUGAAGAGUCCAGAAAAAGAUGACAAAUCGGGAGGAUUCAAUCUUGUAAGAGGUAAAAGACACUUCAGGUCUACUAUCGGAAGGAGGAAAGAAGAAUCGCCACGCGUCGAAUCAUCCGCGGUAAUAAACGAGGACACACCGGUUGCGUUCGAAAAACCGCUACAAACAACGAAUCAAGUGAAAGCGAAUUUGAUCAAUGCCAACAUGAUCAAAGGCGAUAUGAUCCUUACGAAGCCUGGACAGGGGAAGAGCAAUCAAAAAGUUACGUUCGUGCAAAAGCAGGUGCUAAUGAAGCCGAAUGACAUAAAAAACAUUGGCUUGAAGAAGCAAGUGAUGCUUCCGAAAGGGAAAUUUUUAAGUCAAGCUGGAACCAAGUUCUACGCGACCAAAGACGGCAAACUGGUUCAAGUACCGAUAACCGCCAAAGCCAUAACCUCCAACGUACCGGUCACUCAGGUCAAGAGCGCAGCGCCGCAAGUAUCUCCGACGCAAGUAUCUCCCGCCGUGGUUCAGAAUCAAACAUCGCCGUUGCAACAGCCACAGCCGCAGCAACAGUCGGUGAAAGUGAUCUCGCCCGUCACUACGUCGAAAAUGAAACCUUGCGACGUAAAGAAAGAAAAGAGAAAAUCCGACGGGUUAGACGUAGUCACGAAAACCGAAGUGGAUCCUGGAAAGGCGACGGAAAACAAGAUUCUGGACGAUUUCUUUUCAGGUUCAAAAAGGCAUCCAAAGAAAGAGACCCGCAAAUCGCCCGCGUGUAUAGUGGACAGUUUAGGACCCGCGUUAUUCUCGACCCCAGAUAUUAUUCGCCGUGUCGGUUCAAACGGUGAUUCGAAAAUACAAGAAAAUACAGUGACAUCGCCGAUUUCCACGACACCGGUAGCACAAUCGUCGUCGUCUUCGUCUUCGUCAUCCUCGUCGUCGUCCUCCUCCGCAUCGUCGAGUCGUUCAGAAUCUCAAGCAACCACUGAAAAGAAGGAAACUAGUGAUUCGUUGGUACAAUCCAACGAAGAAGAAUCUAAGCCGGUUAUAAAAGCUAAUGUACCAGAAGAAUUACAGUCUACUUUAGAAUCAGGUGGCAUAGAAGGCGAGGAACAGUUGCUAGCUACGUUGGAAAUGGAAGCUAGCAAGCACGAAGAAGAAUUACUCGCAGAAGCACUGUUGUUACAAGAGGAACUCGGAGUCGAUUUAGCCGACCAUACUGCGCUUGUUGAACAAGGAGGAACUACGUCCGAAUCGUUGCCACCAAGUAACACGCUCGUUCCGUCUCUGCUCACGUCUGAACCGGAAGUCACUAAAUCGGUGGAUGCUGCCACGACAGCAAUCACGACGACGACAAUGACGAGCCCGACAGCUGCUGUGACAACAACAGGCGCAAGUGUAGCCAGAGAACCGAUAAAGAAGUCUUCGAAGGAUGAGAAGGAACCUAUUCAGAUAAUUCGCGGUGGACGAGUAAUCACAUUACCCCCUAUCGAGGCCCCAGCUACUAGAAGUAAAAGGUUACAAGCAAAGGUCGAGCCUGCACAAAAGACAUUUAACACGGUGAAACGAAUGGAGAAGUUCAGUGUGCAAACAGUACAGCAGAGAUCGUCGCAAUCCGCCAAGCAUGACAGUCGUAUGAAUGUAAUCCAUAAUGAGGAAAAUGAACACGAGGGAAUGAUGUUAGAUAAGAGGCACGACGCGGAGGAGGAUGACGAAGACGUGCAAAAGCACGAUGGAGCGGACGAAGACGAAGAGGAGGAGGAGGAUGAGGAGGAUGAUAAUUCGGACUCCGAGGAUGAUCCUGAUAGGCUUUGGUGUAUAUGCAAACGUCCGCACAACAAUCGUUUCAUGAUAUGUUGCGACGUUUGCGAGGAUUGGUUCCAUGGAAAAUGCGUACACGUUAGCAAAGCAAUGGGUCAACAAAUGGAAGAAAAAGGAAUAGAAUGGGUUUGUCCAAAUUGUUUGAAGAAAAAAGACGAGGAGGUAAAGAACAAGGCGAACGUGCAGAGUACGACCGGGAAGCAACGGAUUCAAUCGGACGCUGCACACGACAACUCUAUCGUUCUGAAAACUCUCAGUUCCCCGCCUCAGCAUCAAGCAUCGUCUCUGAUCUCUUCUGCUUCCGAUUAUGGCGGUGUUCAAUAUUCCAGCGGCAUGCAAUGUGUCGUUUGUAAAAAAGAAGCAAGGAACUCCAGCAUAUACUGCUCCGAUGCCUGUAUACUAGCACACGCCCAAGAAACUUUGACCAAAGAUAAACCGUUGCCGGUGUCUGCGCCAAGCCCGAAAGCAACGAAGUCGUCGCUGUUCGACGCCGCUGCCGUCAAACCGAAGUCCGAGGCUAGAGUGAUAGUGUUCGAAACGACAACCGGAAAAGUGUUGACUGGUACGGACGCACCGACGAGAGCGAACUUACGUAUGUGGUUAAAAGAGAAUCCUACGUUCGAGGUGUUUGGCACGAACAACCUUAACGCGUUGCAACCAGGAAAAACACUUUCUACCAUUCAUACGCAAGUAUCGAACAAAACGGGAAAAACUACGAUACUGUCGGCCGGAAAGGGGCAAAAUGUUCCAAAGAUGACGUACACAAAAGUGCCGGGUUCGAAGCAAAUGAUUUUAACGGCAGGGAACAAGAAGUAUACGAUAAUCUCUAGCAGCGGGCAGCAGCCACAACAGCCGCAACAGCAGCAACAACAACAACAACAAGCUCAACCGCUGCACACGAAGACGAUACAGAUGAAACAGACGAUGAUAGCUCAGGGGGAAAAAGGUCCACUGAUCUUGAAGGUGGCGACACCGAAAUCGACCAAUCAAGUGCAAUUGAAGCAACAAACGGCGGUACCGUUGCCGAAGCAAUCACCGAACGUGAAGAAACAAGAGGUGAAACAACCAGUCGUGCAAUCUAAGCUACAAGUGAAACCGAGUCCGACGAGGAAACCUGAGAACGAACCAAUAAGGGUGAACAUACGAAAAACGUUGACGGAACUGUUAGCGAGUCGCAUAAAAGAGACCGACGACUUGAAGCUGACCGACGAGGAGAUCGCCGAGCUGGCCUUCAACAUCGAGUUGGAGUUGUACAAAUAUUUCAAAGAUACCGGCGCCAAGUACAAAGCCAAGUACAGAAGUCUCGUGUUCAACAUAAAGGACACGAAGAACUUGACCCUGUUCCGGAAAAUAGCCGACAGAUCGUUGACGCCCGACGCCGUGGUGAGACUAAGCCCCGACGAAAUGGCGAGCCAGGAGUUGGCCGAGUGGCGGGAAAAGGAAACGAAGCACCAGUUGGAGAUGAUCAAGAAGAACGAGUUGGAUCUGAUGGCGCAGGCGAAGUCUAUCGUCGUGAAGACUCACAAGGGCGAGCAGAUUAUCGAGAACGACGGCAGUAUAGAGCGCGUGGAUCCCAAGACUCCCGUGCAAGACAUCGUGACCGCUUUGAACAGCGCCGACAGCAUAACCUCGACCGUGGACGACAUGGAGAAAGAGUUGGAAAGAAUGAACGACGAGGACAGGAGCUUCAGAGCGACGGAGGACGCGAAAAAGCUGAGGAACUUUGACGAUAAGAGGAGAAAGGACAAAGAGAAGGACAGGGGUCGGGAAAAGGAGAAAGGUGGCAAGGAGAAGGAGAGAGGAAGGGAGAAAGAGAGUCGUUCGAAGGGUAGACGGGAGAGGAGUAUCAGCAGAAGCAGACACAAGCACGGUAGGGACGACAGGGAACGCAGCAAGACCAGAGAGAAGAGCAGAGAACGGAAGACUCGGGACAAGGAGGGGAAACGCGAGAGGGAGAGGGAUCGCGAGAAGGGGAAAGAACGCGAGAGGGAGAGGGAACGGGAACGGGAGAAAUCGAAAGUACGGGAAAGGGGCAAUAAAGAGAAGGGGAAGCAAAAGGACAGGGAACGGGAACGGCACAGAAACAGCGACAACAAUUCGAGGAAUCGUAGCGGUUUGUUCGUUUAUGGGGAAUUGAAGGACAUCGACAAAAGCGACGAGUACGAUAAGAAAGAGGAACCGACAGGAUCGGCCGGGGCGUCGUCGGAGAAGUCGAUCGAGGAUCGACUCUGGCGGCACAUCGAGGACGAGGCCACUACGAACACCAUCGAUGGUAACGACUCGGACGUGUCGGACAGGGAGCCCACUUCGACGGUGACGAUCAAGACGCCGGACAUCAACGAAGAGGUGGAGAGGGAAAGGGAACAAGAACCGGUCACUGUCGAGAGGGACAUGCCGAAAGGAGCGUGGCAAACGGUUUGGAGGGGGUUCGUCAACAUGGUGGACGUCGCGAAAUUUUUCAUUACAGCGCAGGAGGUCAGCGGCCACGCGAAGGAUCUGAUGGACGAUCUGCCGGACACGGUGGACGUUGUCGGUAGGAUAAGUCACGAGACCGUUUGGGACUACAUCUCGAAGAUGAAGAAAACGGGUUCGAAGGAGAUCCUGGUGAUUCGUCUGACGGCGGCGAACGACGAAGAGAAGAUCCCGUACAUAACCCUGUACAGUUAUCUGAACAGCAGAAGUCGUCUCGGUGUCGUUGGAAACGUUUCGAAGAAUAUCAAGGAUUUUUACAUAAUGCCUUUCUCGAAUCAGAGCACGAUACCUUCGGUACUGUUGCCUCUGAACGGGCCUGGUUUCGAGGAGCACAGACCCCACCUGUUAUUGGGUAUAAUCGUACGUAACAAAAGAAAACGAUUCGCUGGCGUGCCCUCGUCUAGUAUACCGAUGAAACUGGCGAAAAAAGACAGCGAUCGGAGCUACACGCCACCUCUGGUCGCGGCUGCGAAGGAUAAAUCCAGUACCGCCAACGUGACGACAAUGAUCACGGCUACGAUCACGUCCGCAGCGACGCCAACGAUCGCGACAUCUUUACCGUCCUCGUCGUCGUCGUCUUCGUCUUCUUCGCCCGCACCGCCGAUGACCACGAACGCCUAUCUCAAAGCCACGGCCGACUCCAUGAAAGAGAAGCUUCCAGUCACGCAAACGACCCUCGACAGCUUGAACAGAGCGCACAUAGGGAUGUCGAGGAGUACGCUGCUCGACACCGCGGCCAUAUGCAAAAUCGUUCCGGAACUGUCUUCGAAGAUCGACCUCACUUCCUCGCCCGAUAAGACGACCCUCGACGACGACGGCGACGAACCGUACAGCCCCGGUCAGAUGGACGAAGAACAGAUCGAUUUCGAUCUACGUACCUCUUCCUCCACUUGUUCGACGGCCACGGCGAUACCGUCGAUGUCCAUGUCGAUGUCGAUGGGAAUCGACGGCUCGUCGAUCGAUAACGGUAUUAUUUCUUCCAGUAAAAAUUCCAACGACCUUCAGCGGAAGAUGGAAGAGCUCAACAGACAAAUCGAAGAACAGAAGCAACAAAUACAAAACAUUAGCUCGUCGUUUCUCGCCGAAUCAACGCCUACUUUGCCGGGCUUAGGGCUGGACCCACCCACCGGCGACGAAAACGACGAGGAAGCCUACAGCCCAUCGGACACGAGAUCGUUCACGCCGCCGCCGCCUUCCUCUGGUAUUUCGAAAUUUACGCAGCCGAUCCUCGACAAAGUAUCAAAUAUCACGAUACCAGCGAACUUGCAAGAGAUUCUGGCGAAUGUGAAGCGACAGGAGAGUUCGAAAGUAGACCCGUAUUUACCAUCAAAGCCUAGUGCCACGUUCUUGACUACCGUCAACUCUUCGAUUUACCAGAAUUCGGAAAAGUACUCUUCACCGUCUCCCGUAAAACUUUCAGUUAGCGGCUCGGGGAAGUCCGGUAGCGAGAAGUCGUCGCUCGACGCGACGAAUCAUCGAGAGUCGCUGUCGAAGGAGAAGGAAAGUAAGAGUACGUUGAGCUCGUUGAGCGACCUGGACUUGAUCAGAAAAGCGGAAGAGGAACUGGCGGCCGUAGCGGCCGCGUCGGCUGCAGCGGCGUCGGGGACCCCAGUGACCGAGAAACCGAUUCAGCCAGCCUUAUCCGCGACCACAGCUCUUCCAACGAUAGUAGGGACCCCCCCUCCUACGAUAAUACCGAUGUCCACGAAUCUCUCAGGUUUAGCCACGGCGACAGACUCACCCUACGAGGGUACCUCGUACAAGAACCCAUUCCCGGAAACGUUUAAACGAAACCUAGCCCCCGAACAGCCGAAACCCCCUGGCCUCGAAGACGAGGACUUCCCCCCGUUCCCGUCCACGCCCCCGAGCGUGGAAAGCAGCGCGUCAAAGACGAUGUCCCGUUCCAAGUUCGUUCCAAAGAGCGGUAUCGUAUUGAGCAUCAAACGAAAGGUCGACGAAUGCACCGCCGCUUCCGCCACGAACAAAACGCCAAGAGUUAAGUCGCGCUGGGGCCAGGGCCCUUCGGAUUCGGUCGACUAGCUUUCUCCGGACGAGAUGGGAGAGUAUUCUUCCGCGGAUGAUUGAUAUACCAUUGCACACGCGCGUUACACGGAUGGCUUGCAGAGCCGAUCGUCGACAUUUGUAUUCUAGACGCGGCGCACGUCCGGGUUCGAAAGUUGUGACCGAGUUCAAGCAUAUUCGUUGACAACCUAUUUUUCAAUCGGAACGAUUGAGAAGGAAAAUAUUCUUUUAUCGCACUCGUGCAUCGAUCGAGUUUACGUACUCUACAUAUAUAUAUAUAUAUAUAUAUAUACGGGGAACCUCGGUGUUUUGCGUUUAUUGUUACCGAUACGCAAAGAACAGUCACGUUUCUCGCCCUCGAUGCUCCGAUAGCGUUCCGACACACACACAGAUCACUUGUACAUACCAAAGCGACGGAAAUGAACGUUCUUGAAUGCUCGUCGAGCCUCCCCCCUCCCCCCCCCCCCCUGCUACGUGUACAUAAUCUUAUCAAAAAAUUCUGUAAUAUAUUGUUUAAAUUCACUCGAAAGGUUAACAUAUUAUAUAAUACAAGUGCGUGCGCAUUACGUGUGCAUGCUACCAAUGUAUAUAAGUUAGAUAUAAGGAUCUACGAAUGACCAGUGUCGAUCAAACGAUGGUUUUAUUUCUUGAUCAACUAGUAUUUUCGUACACUAAUUUCAGCAGUAGCGAUUUCGUACAGCGUAACUAAAACGACCCGUGAACGUUAACACGAUUUACACUUAACCUUCGUCGUUCUUUUCGUCCCGGAGAUUAAACGUUCAUACAACGGUAUAAUCGUAGAUUCUUCGACGCGCGAAAUGUUAAAUCGCUUAUAAGCUAGUACGACGAUACAAAUGUUUAUUUCUCUAUUUUAAUCAGAAUUUGAGAUCGAUGAAAGUCUUAACUAAACAAAACUGUAUCAAUUUUUGUUUUUUUUUUUUUUUUUUUUUUUCCUUUUCUUUUCGCAUUCGUUCUUUUUUUUUGAUUUUGUACGCACGUCUUAAUCUCGUUGUGAAAUGUGAUCGGUACACGAUGUUGCAAUGGAUGCAAGACUACGAUUAUUACGGCUACAGCUUUUAUGCUAAUCUUCCUUUUCUUCCAAUUCCGGCCUAUUCCAGCUGAAUUUUUCCUUCUGUCAAAACUAUCCAUAAAAAAAAAAAGGAACAACUCGGUACGUGCUUGUGAAGAAAUAAGAGGAAGCUCGAUAAAUGAUCGUAACUCCGUAGAUAUUACAGCGACGAUCAUAAACAACGUAUAGUUCGCGUUUUAUAACAUGUGCUGCGAAACUGCGCAAAUCGAACGAGGUUAUCGUUUAUUGAUAUACAAGCAACGUAUACGAAAGAAAAAAAAAAAAAGAGAUAAACAUUUCGAUAGAAGGACAGCCUCGCGGGAUUUCCAUUAUUUAUAGUCGAAUCUUAAUUACCGCACACAUGGAGCACUCUAUUUGUAACCGUAGUCGUGUAUCUUUAGAAUCCAUUUUAUACGAUUCAACCGUUAAAUUUAAUUUUUUUAUACACGUUUCCAAAUAGUGUGACACAAUAGCAAUUCACUGUGUAACGAUAUCAUUAUCAAUGUUCUUAGUGUUAUUUCCAUUAUUACUAUUAUCUUUGUCAUUGUUGCUAGAGCUACCGUUAUUAUCUUCGUCGUCGUGAACGUUGUCGUCGUUAAUAACCCAACGUCGUCACCAUCGUUAUUAUAAACAUUAAUUUUCCGAUUAUAAAAUGAAUUAUGUGCGACCGGUACUUUUUCGUUGGUUUGAUCGUUGCCUCGAUACAUUUUCAUUUGAACGAUAUUCGUGCGGCACAACAACUCUAACGAUAUUGAACCAGUUAUUUUUUUAAAUUCGAUAAAAGACUAACAUUCCGAAGAAUGUCGUAAACUUGUAUAACUGUUUCAAAUAUUGUAACACGACGUAUUUGGUUAAAUGUCAAUAAAAGGAAUGGCUUGGUAAGCAAGAUACAGCGAAUCGAUCUCAUUUUUUGCGUUAAUUAUACUGACAUAGUUGCAUCGUGCUCGUAUCUGCUGUAUUGUACGGCUGAUUUAAUAUUUCUUCACUUCAAUGCUACUCGUUUUUUAUUUCUAAUCGCGAGCUCCUGAUGUACGAUAAAUGUGAAUGACUUUACGCCAUCGC